Messenger RNA from Silurus meridionalis, 6139 nucleotides. It is a transcript of the gene lrch1, whose product is annotated as leucine-rich repeats and calponin homology (CH) domain containing 1. NCBI's taxonomy places the organism in Eukaryota, Metazoa, Chordata, Actinopteri, Siluriformes, Siluridae. Gene Ontology annotation, molecular function: protein binding. The coding region runs from base 247 to 2328 and encodes 693 amino acids. The transcript is spliced from 21 exons. The record is from RefSeq and is a predicted model, not a curated record.
UGCAAUUGAUUAUUUUUUUGUCGCAGUACCGCUUCACACUAAAACACUCGUGUAGUUACAAUAUAUGACCAGCAGGGUCGCCGUUCUCGUUUCACUUCCAGUCAACGUUGGUCAUAAGAAAACACUGCGCAGUCGCGUGCGAGUGGGACGACGGACAACUGGAUUAUAGCCCGUUAAUCUUUAGGGAAGAGACUCGGAGACUCCGUCGGUUUGUUUCGAUCUCCGCCGGCGGCCGCCUGGGCGAACAUGGAGGCGGUGUCCGGCGCGGCGGCGCCGAGAGUGGUGGGCGCGAGCCGCGGCGUGGAGCGCGCGCUGGAAGAGGCGGUAGGCUCGGGCUCGCUCAACCUCAGCGCGAGGAAGCUGAAGGAAUUCCCGAGCGCGGCCGCGCACUACGACCUCAGCGACACGGUGCACGCAGACCUUUCAAAGAAUCGUUUAACGGAAGUUCCUUCUGAGGUCGCGCGUCUUGUUUCAUUAGAAACGCUGAACCUUUAUCACAACUGCAUCAAAAGCAUUCCUGACUCCAUCAUCAGCCUGCAGUCGCUCACCUCAUUAAAUAUCAGUCGCAACCAGCUGUCAGUGCUGCCGGUGUGUGUGUGUGGUCUUCCUUUGCGAGUCCUCAAUGCCAGCAACAACAAACUCAACGCUCUGCCGGAAAGCAUUGGCCAGCUCACCCAUCUAAUGGAAUUGGAUGUGAGCUGUAAUGAGGUCACAGCUCUCCCGCGCCACAUCGGAUGCCUCAAGUCUCUCAGAGAGCUCAAUGUCCGCAGGAACCUUCUGUGUGUUCUACCUGAAGAUUUGGCAGAUCUACCUCUGGUGAAGUUUGAUUUCUCCUGCAAUAAAGUUUCAACGAUUCCCAUCUGCUACCGCAAAAUGACUCAGCUACAAUCAUUACAUCUAGAAAACAACCCACUUCAGAGCCCUCCAGCACAGAUUUGUAUAAAGGGAAAGGUUCACAUAUUUAAGUACCUUACCAUGGAGGCGUGUCGGAGUGACAAGCUGGCCGACGCCCUCUACUUGCCUGUUAUGGACCACCUCAGCCUAUCACGUCCCACCACUGGCAGUACGGAGGACAUUGAUCAGCAUAGGAAACUCGACAGCGACUCGGGGGUGGGAAGCGAUAAUGGUGACAAACGUCUUUCUGCCACAGAGCCAUCUGAUGAGGACAGUCUGAGUCUAAAUGUCCCAAUGUCAAAUAUCACAGAAGAGGAAGGAAUAUGUAAAGAUGACUCCAUCGAGCAUCUCAGUUCCCUGACAGACCAGAGCCCCUCAGACUCAGGACAGUUUGGCUACAGAGAUUCUACCUACACUUCUCGGUUCGUCAACUACAUCAAGGGUCGAGGUGUUGACUUUGACGAACCCCUCAGAAUUGAGGAAGACAGUAACUGGGCAGCAGAGCAAUCGCCAAAGAUUAACCUGAUCAGCCCACUGAAAGAAGCAGUGGAGCUGUUGCAGAAUCCAAACAGAGUGAACAUGAGCUCAGCUGAUUUGGCUGGAAUUAAACUCUACCCAGUGGAAAUGGUAACAGUGGACGAAUCACUUAAUGGUCAGGAGAGUGAAGACGGACAGACAACGCCUAAGGAUGGUCCGGAUGAAGGCUGGGAGUUCCAGAGGAAGAGGCAGUAUAUACUCAAACGGGCACGGCUGGAGGCGCAGCUUGCGUGCCAGCAGUAUACCUUCUAUGUGGCUCAAAAGGGUGAGAUGAUUAGUGAGGAGAAGACAGAUGAUGGUCAAGCAAUGGAAGAGAAUAGUGAAGUCCAGAGUCCAGUGCUUUCACCACCAUUUGGCUUGAAGCCCCGAUCAGCUCCACCCCUUGUCCAUUGCUUGCCUUUGUCCGUCAGUAGAGACACACCCAAUAGGCCACCUAACGGAUGCAUUCUUCACAGUGUUUACCUGAGAACCCCUAAGAGUCUGGAGUCAGUGGAUCCUCAAUUCACCAUGAGGAGGAAGAUGGAACAGCUUAGAGAGGAGCUGGAACUCAUGGAGCAGCUACGAGAGUGCAUUGAGAGCAGACUGAAGGUUGUGCUUCCUGAAGAUCUUGGCUCCUCGCUCAUGGACGGGGUGGUGCUCUGUCAUCUAGCCAAUCACGUUAGACCGCGCUCGGUCGUGAGCAUCCAUGUUCCAUCUCCAGCAGUACCAAAGCUCAGUAUGGCUAAAUGCCGCCGGAAUGUCGAGAACUUCCUGGACGCUUGCAGGAAGAUUGGUGUUCCUGAGGACAAACUGUGUCUCCCUCAUCACAUUCUGGAGGAAAAGGGACUCGUGAAAGUGGGGAUCACUGUUCAGGCUCUGCUGGACGAGGCCUUGGUGAAACAAAACCUCUUCAUGUGAACCUUAAUCUCAUUACUUUCUCCACCUAUCAUAUACACACACUUGUUUACCUGGCGACUUUUAUUAGUCUUAGAAUCCAAACAUGAACAAAUGGAUAAAACAUUCCUUAUUUAAUACCUAUUUAUUAAGAAAUAGUAGACUUUUUAAUGCUCUUGGUCCAAUAAAUUUGUACUCAGUUUUAAAUAAUUGUUUUUUUUUAUCCUACAUAUCAUUUCCAAACUAAGCCUUUUGGCUUAUUGUAUUUAACGCUUGUGUAUAUGGAUCAUAUGGAGUGUAUUUACAAUCCUAACACAGGUUUCAAACUUAACACCUUAAUCUGAAUGCUUCAUCUUAAUAGUGACUUCAUCAGUACACUCCUGUGUGAAAUAAGAUAAUGUUGUUACAUAACUGAACCAAACUGAAAAAAGACCUCUGGGAUGUGUCUGUAUGUCUUUGUAAUAUUGGAACUACUAUUAGCCCUUUGCUCUUGUUGAAUAUAUGAGUAAAGAAGGCUGUGGAAUUUUUUUAAAUUAUUAAAUCUUUUGUUAAACAAACACAAAUAUCUCAUGGAUAUAAGAAAUUGAAUAACACAAUUUUAUAUAAAAGAAAUCAUUGUUUAAUAUAUUUCGCCAUUUUUGGCACCCCUGUGAAUUCAUGCGAGUAAAAUAUAUUUGAUGUUUUUUUCCCCCACUGAUGUUUAUAUAUAUUUCUUUCAUACAUUUCUGUAAUUUGGAACAGGAACUUGAUCAACCACAACUUCUUGUUUAUCAGGAGUAUAAACAUGAGGUAAAAACAGAUUCCCAAUGAUCACAAUGGUUAGAUCAUCCAGCAGUAAUCCAGAACAUACAUUAAAAUCAACACAAAGAUGGUUUACCUACCAGCAGAUGUAGGUCCUGCUUUGCCCAUCUCUUUCCUCUGACUUUAACUCUAUUGAAAACCUGUGGAGUGAACUAAAGGGGAGAGUCCUCCAAUGUGGACUUUUGAAGGAUCUGGAGAUUUUGUAUUGAGCAAUGGUCUCAGAUCCCCUACUAUCUACUCUUCAAAAUCAUCAGGCAUUGUAGAACAUUCAGAGCUGUUAUCUCCACCACACACACACAUAUAUAUAUAUAUAUAUAUAUAUAUAUAUAUAUAUAUAUAUAUAUAUAUAUAUAUAUAUAUAAAACAAAGAUUUUUUUUGUGUUGUGUUUGCAAUUGUUUGAUAUUCAUGAGUAUUUUUGGGAAUGAUUUAAAUAAAACUUCAAAAGGUUAAAAAGCACCGUGUGUAUAUAAAAAAAAAACUUGAUCCCAAACACGUUUCCAAACAAAUAUGUAUUAAUAAAAUUGAUCAAAACAAUAUUCCCCCGCCAAAACAAUGGCCGCCUUUAAACCUUUGUCAGGUUGUAUUUGUGAGCAUUAAGGACUAGCGGUGAUAUAUUCAAUUCAUCCCAGUGAUUCAAAAGUUUUGAUGCUUUUCACCAAAAUGAUCAGUUCAGCGACUUUUCCUAUAUAAUACAUUACUGCAGGCUAGUUUUGGAAGAGUGAACAUGCAUGCUAUAAACAAUUUUUUUUACCUUUGUGUAUGAUUUUUGAUGCUAUGAUAAUCUUUUAAAAAUAGUUGUCAUUUUUGCACUUUUAUGUAUAGCGGCUAAUGCUGUGCAAUGCCACGUUACAUUAGUCGACGUGGUGUUUAUUGUGUAACGUCAUCAAUCAUUACAUAAUCAGAAAUUCGGAUUUUCCAAAGUGCUAAAUAUGUUGAACCAGUAAUUCUCACAGCCGAACUGAAUAAACGUCUCGCUCAGUAAUUUCGUUCAUAAAAUAGUUCCUUCGGUUUGUAUUAAACAACAUGACCCGGUUUGUGCAGAAUCAGCACAAAGUCUCGUACAGUAAUAGGCAUGCUUAUUUCAUAGCUUUACAUGGGCAGGACUGAAGUGAGCGAAAAUUAUCAAUCGGUAUAUGUACGUAAACGAAAAAUCAUUCGCUUAAAUAAUUCGUUCGAUCACAUUCAUUAAUAAACAAACAUGAGGACAUGAACGGCUCAUUAAUGUUGUACACAAACACAGCUUUUGGGUGUCUCAGGGCAGGUGUGAGCUCAGUAGACUACAAAAUAUAUGACUAUUUGUCUUUUUUCUGCUUGAGUCAAUCACAUUUUUAAGUAUUUGUGCAAUGUUGAAUAAUUAUUAACUGACAACUAAAUUAUUUAUAAAUCUAAAAUGUUGAUUGGGGUGAAACAGAGUAACAUAUACAGCAAACUAGAUUGUGUACGUUUGGGAUAUGUGCACAUCUGUUCCUGUGAGAGUGGGAAUCAUUUAGAAUGUUGGUGGGCAUGUGGGCUCUGUCUUUCUUUCUGUGUCCGAUGAAUAAUACUAUGUAAAGCUUCUAAAGCAUCUAGUUAAACACAAAUUAACGCACUAAUGUGAACGUUUCUUGAUUGCUUUAAAUGUCAUAUGCUAAGAUUUUACUAGCAGGCUACUAGCAUCAUCUCUGCUGCUGCAUUUCAGGCUUAUUUUUUUUUCCCCCCCAAAUGAUAAUCAUAUAUACAUUUAAUAUGAGGUCUAAUAUUUAAGGAUAAAAACACAAUUAUGAGGGUUGUUUACUUUUUUUAAUUAGAAAUCAGUUGCAGGGAGGAACAAAAGUCGUGUAGGGAAAUUUGAGAUAACAUGCACCAUAGGACUUGAGCCAAUCAUUUGUAUUAUUAUUUUUUCAGUGUAUGAUGUACAUGAUUUGCAUUUAACUACAAAUGAAAACUCAAAAUGAUACACGAGUAUAAACCUAUAUAUUUGUAUUUCCUUGUACCAAAAAAGAAACCCUUGAGUUUUCAUAAUCAAUUGAGCAACAGAUUAUAAAGUAUAUUUUUGUGUUGUGAAUAUUGUUUGAAUCCUAUGUUUGCAUAUUAAUAUUACUUUAAAAGCCUUCCAUCACAAACUACUGUGUAUACCGCAAAACCACAAGUAAUUAUUGGUUAUUACCAAUUUAUUAUAAUACAUUUUAGAAUUGAUCAUUACCCAACGUUACUAACUAAUCAGUAUUUUUGUUAGGUGAAAUGUCAUCUAAUAAUCAUUACAGAUUAGACUAUAUGCAAGCAUUGCACUAUUACUAAUAUUGUUGUGGGAUUUUGCACAAAUACACUGAGUAAAGUAUUAGUGAAAAUAUAGCUAUAAAAAGCCUCUCAAUCACUUUACUACUUCUGGAAUAAGCGAUGGCACUUGUACAUAUUUACAGGUUGUGUGCACAAUUACGAAAUAUCCUUUUCCCCUACCAAAAAUAUUACUUGUACAAAAACCUUACAGAGAGUAGAAAGCAGAGAAAUUGUAAGCUAACUACGAGUAAAAAUUUUAUUUGCCCUUUUUUUAUUGAUACAUUUUGGUGUAUCAGCCAUGGUUGAAUUGCUUGGAAAUGUAUUUUGCAAAUGCUUAAACAAUUGUGCAAUUGUUUAUUUUGUUGUUUUUUUUACACAAGAUUUUAGAACUAGCUUAAAAGAAUCAUAGAUUUGAACUAAGUGUGAUUUAUUGUUAUGCACUGAUUUGUUGAUUAGAGAGAAAUGAGUAUGAUGUAAAACACUACAUUCACUAAAUUCAAUCUGAUACCUUUAUUAAUUUAUAAUUAGAAUAGUGGAUUUUAUUAAGGGAGAUUUCUGUUUCCUGGUGAAUGAAAGUGCCUAUAGAUUUCUAUUUUUAAUCUCAAAACUUUAUUGUUUAAAAAAAUACAAAUAAAAAAAAGUUGGGUUUUUUUGUUUUGUUUUUUAAACAAUGUUGGUCAUCGAUUUUUGCCCCCAAAUUGUAGCAGAAAUCAGCCUUUGUAUAUAAUGUGUAUAUUCACCUGCUUUUUUCAGUAAAUAAAUUUGACCUUUGAUGAA